Molecule: messenger RNA, 1407 nt
Organism: Eupeodes corollae
Lineage: Eukaryota; Metazoa; Arthropoda; Insecta; Diptera; Syrphidae
Exons: 3
Coding region: 189-1244 (351 amino acids)
Cellular component (GO): chitin-based extracellular matrix
Molecular function (GO): structural constituent of chitin-based larval cuticle
Source: RefSeq, a predicted model, not a curated record
CUACCCAACCCACAUCAUUACGCAGCAAGAUACUUACAAAGUCGGUCGCAAAUAGUAAGACAAACAAAUUGUAACAAACGCAUAUUUUAGAGAGUUGCAAACGGCUGGGUAACGCAUUUCAAGGGACAUAAGGAAUAUAAAUAAACAAAAAAAACAAGUGACAGUUAAAAUUUUUUAAGGAUACAAAUAUGAAUCUCUUACAUAUAACGUUGCUUAUUGCUGCGACGAUAGUUCUAGUCAUCGCCCAAGGUCCUACCCCUCCAAGGCUUAAUAUACCUGGAGCUAUUCCUAUUCCCGCCCGCCCGCAAUUCCGGAACAAUCUCCCACUGCGAGUUCGUCGUCCAGGUCUCCGAUCACAAACUAGCAAUUCCAUUGUUCCACCAAUUGCCCCAAGAAUAAUCGAAGAAUCAAAACCAGUCACCGAAUCGUCAGAAGACGAAAUCAGCGAUCCGUUCAUUCCUCAAUUGUUGCGUGAACAGUCACAACCCCAGUUGCCCCAACAAGGCCCUCCUCAAUAUGCAAAUCAAGCACCAAAUUAUUUCAAUGAGCCAAACUCAAUUCAACAAGAUUCGCCCAUUGAAGAUGAAGAGCCACCACGUUUCAUCGAGCGACCAGCACCUCCACAACCCCAGCAACCACCCCAGCCUCAGAAUGAUUUUGCUGGCCAACGGUUCGCAAUUGAACGUCAGCAACCUCAACCUCAACAACAACCCCGUCUGCAACCAGUAAGAACUCGAGCCAGUAACCGGGACCGGGAACAACCUCGUCCACAAUACGAGCAACAACGUCCCAGAGCCAGCACCCCAAGUCCAUCUCGGCCAAUAGAACAAAAUGUCCUUAGGCAAGAUGACUACCGACCACGCAAACCUGUGGCUCAGAUUUUGAGGAAGUAUCGUGAAGAGAACGAAGACGGAAGUAUCACCUGGGGCUAUGAGAAUGACGAUGGUUCUUUCAAAGAGGAACUUAUUGGCAACGAUUGCGUUACCAAGGGAACCUACGGCUAUGUUGAUCCAGAUGGUACCAAGCGCGAAUACCACUAUGAGACCGGCAUCAAGUGCGACCCCAACAACCGCAAUCCCGAAGGACAAGAGUUGAACAACAGCGGCUUCGUCAAUUAUGAGCAAAACAAAGCCGUUCUUCCAAACGGACUCGAAAUCGAUUUAGCCCUGAUGGGCAAAAAGAAAUCCAAGCGACCGGGAGCAGUUCUCCAGCAGGCUCAACCACAACAGUACUAUAGAAACUAGAUAGAGGAGAAUCGGAGAUUCAUGCCUCUCCACCCGUUUAGAGAUUAAGAAAGACUUCUUUUAUUUUUUGCGGUCAAAGUCCCGAGUCUUUUAUUUUUUAUUUUAUUUAUGAGAAGUUCAGUUUUUUUUAGCUUGUAAAUAAAAAAAUCAAAGUAAAGUCUAA